Messenger RNA from Quercus lobata, 4552 nucleotides. RefSeq names its product DEA(D/H)-box RNA helicase family protein. Gene Ontology annotation, cellular component: nucleus; intracellular anatomical structure. NCBI's taxonomy places the organism in Eukaryota, Viridiplantae, Streptophyta, Magnoliopsida, Fagales, Fagaceae. Bases 219 to 3863 code for a protein of 1214 amino acids. Gene Ontology annotation, molecular function: ATP binding; helicase activity; RNA binding. The transcript is spliced from 19 exons. The record is from RefSeq and is a predicted model, not a curated record.
CAAAAAAAAGAAGAAGAAAGAAGCCAACAACACAGUGUAAAUCAGAGCCUCCAUCUUUUCUAUCUGUACUGUUUUCUUCAUAUCCAAUUCCACCACCAUUUCUUUAAACAAAACAGAAAAACCCCAUAACAAACGCAACCACCUAACUGAAUCACCAACAAGAAAAAACAACUACUCCUACUUCAAACGACGCCGUUCUCCUCAGUUCUCAACCUUGCAUGCUCACUUCCUCUCCUUCUCUCUCUCAUCUUCUUCUAUUUCUUCACCUCCACAAUUCUCUUCCACUUCAAAACCCUAAAACCCUCACAAUGAAGGAUCGACCUCGCUCUUCCUACGGCGCCGUUUACGUUCCUCCGCACCACCGCUUACGCUCCGUCAUUACUACUCCCAACUACACUUCCUCCGCCGCCGCCGCAACCGCCGGUACCGGUGCGGGAGCCGGAGCUGCAGAUAUCGUCGACUCCAAGCUCCGCGAGCCUCCACAAACCGCUGUGAUAAGCCCUAGACAGACUCAUAGUCCUUACUCGCAACAAGAGCAGCUCCACAACAGGAUUUCGCACUUCAAUUCGCCGCGGCAUCCGCCGCCCUUUGAUGAUUCCGUCUCCGAAGAAGGCUCCGAUCGCGAGCUCGAUUCCUUUCCUCUACCGGGUGCUUCCCCCUUUGAUAACAUUGAUGAGUGGACACGGAAGUUUACAAUGCUUUUACGUGACAAAGAGAAGCAAGAAUUUGUCUCAAGGGAGAAAAAGGAUAGACGUGAUUUUGAGCAAAUAUCAGAUUUGGCAAGCAGAAUGGGGCUGUACAGCCAUCUGUAUGCAAAAGUUGUUGUCUUUAGCAAGGUCCCACUGCCUAACUACAGAUUCGAUCUGGAUGACAAACGUCCACAGAGGGAGGUGGCCUUGCCUCUUGGGUUGCUAAGAAGAGUUGAUUCCUAUUUUGGAGAAUACCUCUCUCAAAAGUCUAAGACUAGGGAAAGCUAUCCAGAUAUAUCAUUUUCGAGAUCAAACAGUAGCUGUAGUAUUGCCACUGAUGAAGGGCUUUUUGAACAGCCUGAGCCGCUAGGAGCCAGUAAGUCUGUAAUGGAGAAAAUUCAUCAACGGCGAAGUUUGCAACUCCGUGAUCAGCAACGAGCUUGGCAGGAAUCUCCUGAAGGUAGAAAAAUGCUGGAGUUUCGUGGGAGUCUCCCUGCUUAUAAAGAGAAGAAUACAUUACUGACAGCCGUUUCACGAAAUCAGGUUAUUAUUGUCUCUGGUGAAACUGGCUGUGGCAAGACCACACAAAUUCCCCAAUUCAUUUUGGAAUCAGAGAUAGAAUCUGUUCAUGGAGCUGUUUGUAGCAUUAUAUGUACGCAGCCAAGACGAAUAUCUGCUAUGUCUGUUUCUGAAAGAGUUGCUUCAGAGAGAGGGGAGAAAUUGGGUGAAUCUGUUGGAUAUAAAGUUCGUUUGGAAGGUAUGAAAGGGAGGGAUACCCACCUUCUCUUUUGCACCACUGGCAUCUUGUUGAGAAGAUUGCUAAUUGAUAGAAACUUAAAAGGUGUAACUCAUGUUAUCGUGGAUGAGAUUCAUGAACGUGGAAUGAAUGAAGAUUUUCUGCUUAUUGUCCUAAAAGAUCUCCUUCCUCGCCGGCCAGAGCUUAGGCUGAUUCUGAUGAGUGCAACCCUUGAUGCAGAGCAUUUCUCGUCCUACUUUGGUGGAGCUCAGAUAAUUCACAUCCCAGGCUUUACAUACCCGGUCCGGACUCAUUUCCUAGAGGAUAUUUUGGAAAUGACUGGUUACAAAUUGACACCAUACAACCAAAUCGAUGAUUAUGGUCAAGAAAAGAUGUGGAAGAUGAGCAAACAAGCACCAAGAAAGAGGAAAAGCCAAAUUGCUUCUGUUGUUGAGGAUGCACUCGGAGCAGCUGAUUUUAAGGAGUAUAGACCCCAGACUCGGGAGUCUUUGUCAUGUUGGAAUCCUGAAUGUAUUGGUUUUAAUCUCAUAGAGUAUCUUUUAUGCUAUAUAUGUGAAAAUGAGAAGCCUGGUGCGGUCCUAGUUUUUAUGACUGGCUGGGAUGACAUAAGUUCUCUGAAAGAUAAGCUGCAAGGUCAUCCUCUAUUAGGCGAUCCAAGCCAAGUUUUGUUGCUAGCAUGUCAUGGGUCUAUGGCCAGUUCAGAGCAGAGGUUAAUAUUUGAUGAGCCUGAAGAUGGAGUGAGGAAAAUUGUUCUUGCUACUAAUAUUGCUGAAACAAGUAUCACCAUUAAUGAUGUUGUAUUUGUUCUUGACUGUGGAAAGGCUAAAGAGACUUCUUAUGAUGCAUUGAAUAACACUCCUUGUUUGCUCCCUUCCUGGAUUUCGAAGGUUUCUGCUCAACAAAGAAGAGGAAGAGCUGGCCGUGUUCAACCUGGAGAGUGUUACCAUCUCUAUCCUAGAUGUGUAUACAAUGCUUUUGCAGAGUAUCAAUUGCCAGAAAUUUUAAGGACACCUUUGCAAUCUCUUUGUCUGCAAAUAAAAAGUUUGAAACUUGGGAGUAUUUCUGAGUUCCUUUCUAGGGCUUUGCAGUCACCAGAAUUACUUGCGGUUCAAAAUGCUAUUGAUUAUCUAAAAAUCAUUGGUGCCCUGGAUGAGAACGAAGGUUUGACAGUCUUGGGACGCUAUUUGACUAUGCUUCCAGUGGAGCCAAAACUUGGAAAGAUGCUCAUCUUAGGGGCCAUCUUCAAUUGCCUGGAUCCAGUAUUGACUAUUGUUUCUGGCCUUAGUGUCAGAGAUCCUUUCUUAACACCAUUUGACAAGAAGGAUCUUGCAGAGGCUGCAAAAUAUCAGUUUUCCCGAGAUUACAGUGAUCACCUUGCACUUGUCAGGGCCUAUGAGGGCUGGAUAGAUGCCGAAAGAGAUCUUGCUGGUUAUGAAUACUGCUGGAGAAAUUUUCUUUCUGUGCAAUCCAUAAAAGCUAUUGAUUCUCUAAGGAAAGAGUUUUUCUCUUUGCUCAAGGAUACUGGCUUGGUUGAUGGCAACACAACCUCUUACAAUGCAUGGAGUCAUGAUGAGCAUCUCGUCCGAGCAGUUAUUUGCUAUGGACUAUAUCCUGGGAUUUGCUCUGUUGUGCACAAUGAAAAGUCAUUUUCACUGAAAUCUAUGGAGGAUGGCCAGGUGUUUCUGUACUCGAACUCAGUCAAUGCUCGGGAAUCUAAAAUUCCGUACCCAUGGCUGGUUUUCAAUGAGAAGAUAAAAGUGAAUUCUGUUUUCCUCCGGGACUCAACUGCUGUUUCUGAUUCAGUACUACUACUAUUUGGUGGAACGAUCUCAAGAGGGGAAACUGAUGGGCACUUGAAAAUGCUGGGAGGAUUUCUUGAAUUCUUCAUGAAUCCUACAUUAGCAGACAUGUAUCAAAAUUUGAGGAGAGAACUUGAUGAGCUAAUUCAGAAAAAACUACUGUAUCCCAGGAUGGACAUGCACACCCAUCAUGAGCUCCUAUCAGCUGUGCGGUUGUUGGUUUCAGAGGACCGAUGUGAUGGCAGAUUUGUAUUUGGCCGCCAGGUCCUUAAGCCCUCGAAGCCGUCUGUUUUGGAAACAAAGACGACCUUGAUUUCAAGAAUUGAAAGUGGACCUGGGGGUGAUAAUUCUAAGAGUCAGCUCCAAACAUUGCUCACCAGGGCCGGAUAUGCCGCACCUACUUACAAGACUAAGCAACUGAAGAACAACCAGUUCCGGGCCACUGUGGAGUUUAAUGGGAUGCAAAUUAUGGGUCAGCCUUGUAACAACAAGAAGAGUGCAGAAAAGGAUGCUGCAGCUGAGGCUCUUCAGUGGCUUAUGGGUGGUAACCAAGCAGGCCACGAGCAUUUAAAUCAUAUGUCAAUGUUACUAAAGAAAAGCAAGAAGGAUCAUAACUAAACUAAUGUAGUCAGCUCUCCCAUUAAGGGCUUUCGGGGGAAGACAAUAUUACGAUGAUUGGUUUUUAGGAAUUCCAUAUCACAUGGAAUGUAGUUGUGUGACCAUGUGGAUCCAGACCCCCCUCUUCUGUCGAUGAUAAGGAAAAAAAACGAAAACAUGAGGUAGUAUUGUCGCUUUGAAAAAUCAGCAAACUUGACUGUGUGACACGUCCAUUCAGUCACAAGCAUAAGGCUCAGGCAUACUUCACCAACAAAGAUCAGGGUAGAAUUCAAGUUAAAACAUUUUUCAGGUUGAUUUAUAAUGUCGGGUCAUCUGUUUCGGAUCAUGAAUCUACAGACAACUGAAUAAAGUUUUGAGGGGGACUGCAGUUGACCUAUUUUGUUGAUUUCAUGCUUUUUUGAUUAUACUGGGGACAUUUGAUGGUGACCAUUAGAGUUGGUACAAGACAGGCUUAGUGGGGAGUUAGUACAUAGCAUCAAUGGACAAUAUAUACACAUUGGAAGGAAGCGGUGAUAUAUCAUUAUUACCCCUCGUUUUUAAAAUCAGAUAUAAUUGAGAUUGUAAUCACCUUAUGUAUAUUACUAUUAUUUGAAAAUAACCAGUAGGCUUGUAUUUUGUAAGGGGUGAUAUAAUUUUGCCUGCCUUGUGUUAAUUAUUUUUCCUUUGUUCAAUUUCUUGUGUUGCUCUGA